AUGGCAUUCUUCAUUCGUCUGUAUAUAGAAAUCCCACAGACAGGUACAGCUACCUCCACAAUUCCAGCUUCCAUCGCAAUCACACCAAACAAGGUAUCAUCUACAGCCAGGCUAUCAGAUAUCACUGCAUUGACACAAAAGACAGAGAUGUCAGAGUUAUUUAGGCAAACGGGCUACAAGGAAAGGACAAUAGCUAAAAAAAUUAAAUCUGCGCUAAAAACACCACGGGAAAGGCUCCUACAAUAUAAAGGAAAGUAAAACAAAAUAAGAAUCCCUCUAGUAGUUACUUACAACCCAACUCAAGAAGGAGUAUGUCACCUUAUUAAAGAGCUACAACCAUUAAUUUCAGAGGAUCCCACACUCAAAGAAAUAUUUCCACCAUACUAGCAUUCAAACAACCGCCCAACCUGAGACAGAGAUUGGUCCGCAGCAAAUUGACCACAGAACAGGAGCUCACACAGAAUGGACUGUACGAUGGACACAGAAUGGCACUGUACGAGGCUCACACAGAAUGGCACUGUACGAUGGACACAGAAUGGCACUGUACGAUGGACACAGAAUGGCACUGUACGAGGCUCACACAGAAUGGCACUGUACAAAGCUCACACAGAAUGGCACUGUACGAUGGACACAGAAUGUCACUGUACGAGGCUCAUACAGAAUGGCACUGUACAAAGCUCACACAGAAUGGCACUGUAUGAUGAUCACACAGAAUGGCUCUGUACGAUGGACACAGAAUGUCACUGUACGAGGCUCACACAGAAUGGCACUGUACGAAGCUCACACAGAAUGGCACUGUACGAUGAUCACACAGAAUGGCACUGUAGGAAGCUCACACAGAAUGGCACUGUACGACCCGCACACAGAAUGGCACUGUACAAUGAUCACACAGAAUGGCACUGUACGAUGGACACAGAAUGGCACUGUACGAGGCUCAUACAGAAUGGCACUGUACGAAGCUCACACAGAAUGGAACUGUACGAUGAUCACACAGAAUGGCACUGUAGAAAGCUCACACAGAAUGGCACUGUAG
This is a messenger RNA of Pelobates cultripes (western spadefoot toad), 1033 nucleotides long. The record is from the annotation of a GenBank genome assembly. NCBI's taxonomy places the organism in Eukaryota, Metazoa, Chordata, Amphibia, Anura, Pelobatidae.